AUGACCUUGGGAGCAUCAGCCCCUGGAGAGGUGGGGCAUGGGUUUGACGAACGCCAAACACAGCUGGCAAGGAAUCGGGGUUCAUCAUCUGCAACCUUGGAAAUAUUCAGAGUUUCUAACACAGCAGAUUUUGUGGUGGUACUGGGGAUCGGGCGAGAGCGUACAUGGCAUUGGAAGCAACAGCCCCUGGAGAGGCGGGGCGUGGGUUUGACAACGCCAAACACAGCUGGCCAGGAGUCGGGGUUCAUCAUCUGCAACCUUGGUAAUGCUCAGAGUUGUAACACAGCAGAUGUUGUGGAGGAUGUCAUCAACUUGUUCAACGUUAGUGUUGGAAGCCCUGUCCUGUCUUCGAACAAGGAGCCAUCCUGGCGGCUGCUUUUGUUCUUUAGGUCAUUUUGGGAAGGGGGAAGCACAUCGAGGCACUAUGGCGGAGCAGUCGUGCAAGAAUGA
This is a messenger RNA of Ostreobium quekettii, 450 nucleotides long. NCBI's taxonomy places the organism in Eukaryota, Viridiplantae, Chlorophyta, Ulvophyceae, Bryopsidales, Ostreobiaceae. The record is from the annotation of a GenBank genome assembly.